Molecule: messenger RNA, 306 nt
Organism: Soboliphyme baturini
Lineage: Eukaryota; Metazoa; Nematoda; Enoplea; Dioctophymatida; Soboliphymatidae
Source: the annotation of a GenBank genome assembly
AUGUACAACGACGAUGCUCUGUUCGUGAUCGCAACCAGCUGUCUCAUAGAAGUCACGGUCAUCCGUUCAGAUCGAUCGCCGUUUAAUUGGGCGGCUUUGGUGACAACCGUUGCCCAAGACAACCUAUCCGAAUGCGGGGUAAUGCAACCGACUGAAAAAGCGGCACAAAUGUUCACCGUGAAGAGGGUCCACGGUGCUCCUGACGCUGACGCCAGUUUCAUUCAGUGGCGAGGAGAUGUACCGACAGAUGCAACUCAACGGCGAACCAAUGUCCGCACUCAGACCGUUUCACUCAACGUCAAGUGA